CAGAUAUGAAUAUAGUCAGCACUGGCGAAAUAACAGACGCUGUCUGUGGUGAUAUAGGCACCACACAAUUAAUGGAAGAUCAUCGCAAUCCCAGUGUGCCAAAUAAUGCAUCGAGUCUGGGACCAAGUAGUCGUUUUCAAUUUUCUCGGUUUUCUUGCUUGCGUUGUUUUGGUAAACUUCUUAAAUAUUUAAUACGUCUAAGGAACACACCUGAAGAACUGGAACAGCGUUGCAAAUCUAAAGAAAUUGACAAAUUUUUAGAAAAGGAAAAACAAACGUUUCGUCGGCAAGUAAAAUUAUUAUUACUUGGAGCAGGCGAGUCGGGAAAGUCCACAUUUUUAAAACAAAUGAGAAUAAUACAUGGCGUAAAUUUCGAGCCAGAACUUAUAAAAGAGUACCAACAUGUGAUAUAUCAAAAUGUUAUACGUGGUAUGCAAGUUUUGAUCGAUGCUAGAGAAAAGUUGGAAAUUCCUUGGGGUAAUAGCGAUAGAGAAAGGGAUGCAUUAGACACGAAAUAUAUGGAGUGUAGCUCAAUUGAGGCUGACAAAUUUAUCCAGUACGCUGCAACUAUAAAACGUCUUUGGCAAGACCGUGGAAUCAGACGAGCAUACGAGCGCCGAAGAGAAUUUCAAAUCAGUGAUUCAGUCAAUUAUUUUUUGGACGAUAUCGACCGAUUGGCUACACACGAUUACAUCCCUACAAAGAAAGACAUUCUACACUGCCGCAGAGCAACUAAAGGAGUAUAUGAAUUUUCUGUUAAAAUUCAAAACAUUCCAUUUGUGUUUGUGGACGUUGGUGGACAGCGUACUCAGCGGCAAAAAUGGACACGUUGUUUUGAUUCAUCUGUUACAUCAAUAAUAUUUUUGGUCUCCACAUCGGAAUUUGAUCAAGUCUUGGCCGAAGAUAGAAUGACGAAUCGUUUGGAAGAGUCAAGAAACAUUUUCGAUACAAUUGUAAAUAAUAACACAUUUAAGGGUAUUUCGAUUAUCUUGUUUUUAAAUAAAAUGGAUUUAUUGGAGUAUAAAGUUAAAAAUCCAGAGACUGAUAUUCGCUGGUUCUAUCCUCAAUUUCACGGUAACCCACACUCUCUAUUGGAUGUGCAAAACUUCAUUUUGCAAAUGUUUAUGACUGUGAGAAAAUCCCAACAAAGUCGAACAUAUCAUCAUUUUACCACAGCCAUAGACACCCGCAAUAUUAAUAUUGUAUUUAAUUCCGUUAAAGAUACAAUAUUACAACGAAACUUGAAUGCAUUAAUGUUGCAGUGAAAGAUAACUAAUAAACAGGUAUAAAAAUAAACGUUAAAGGUGUUAUCGUCAUGAUUUUUAUUCCUCUUUAAACACACAUGAAAACAGUGCCAAGCAAUCUGCAAAGUAUUUAUUUCAAAAUAUAAAAGUAAUUCUAAUUUUCAAUUAUGUGAUUAAGCUUUACGAAGAAUUUGAUUAACUACACGUUUUAUGUAUUAUUUUUUUUUUUGUAUUGUAUUAAAUAUAUUUUUUACAAUUUUCAUUCUUUCGAUAAAAGGUAAUUCCAAAGCUUACACCAAAUUAAAAAAAUAUAUACAUAUAUCCACGAACUACAGUUUAAUUAAAUGUAACUUAAUGUGUAUCAAGUACCAGAGAGUACUCAAACUAUUGACUUUUAGGUAUCAAUAAACCGGAAAUUAUAAAAUAAACUGAAAUUUUUGAUAAAAGUCGGAAACAUUCUGAGAAAAUAUAACAUUCUAAGUACAACAUUGUAAAAAUCAUUAUUACGAAUCUUUUUAUAAAAUGGGCCAAGCCUACCUACAAUUAAAUCUAAUUAGUGGUUAUUUUUCGUUGUAUAUCGUCCAACUCAAACUUUUUAUGCGAUAAACUGAUUCGAAUUAAAGUGUAUACGUACAUAUAUAGUGCACGUAUAUAACGUAGUAUUUAUUAAA
This is a messenger RNA of Stomoxys calcitrans (stable fly), 1915 nucleotides long. It is a transcript of the gene cta, whose product is annotated as guanine nucleotide-binding protein subunit alpha homolog. Gene Ontology annotation, molecular function: guanyl nucleotide binding; D5 dopamine receptor binding; G-protein beta/gamma-subunit complex binding. Bases 6 to 1265 code for a protein of 419 amino acids. The transcript has 6 exons. The record is from RefSeq and is a predicted model, not a curated record. NCBI's taxonomy places the organism in Eukaryota, Metazoa, Arthropoda, Insecta, Diptera, Muscidae. Gene Ontology annotation, cellular component: heterotrimeric G-protein complex; brush border membrane. Gene Ontology annotation, biological process: adenylate cyclase-modulating G protein-coupled receptor signaling pathway; Rho protein signal transduction.